GACUGCAAAAUAAUGCAUGGGUGACUUUCGUUUUCAUUUUAUCUGCGUCAUUUACCAAAGACAGAUAUUUGUAGCUCGAAAACAAAAAUAGGAUUUAUACAAAUUUAAAAUGUUUGCAACAUUUUUCACGUGUGUGGUAUCCGCCCUGUUAAUUUAUUAUUUGUUAACCAAGCGGAGAAAUAGAAAGUUACCGCCUGGCCCUGCAAGGUACCCAAUACUUGGAAACUUACCUCAAAUGGCCAAAGCCCACCCAUUCGGGUAUCGAGCAUUUCAUAAACUUUCUGAGCAAUAUGGGGAAAUUAUGAGUGUGAAAGUUGGGCUGCAAGAAAUGGUUGUACUUUCAUCCCAUAAAGUCAUGAAAGCUAUUUUGGAUAAAGACGAGGUUAGCGGUCGUCUAUGGACAGGGAUUUUGGAAGAUCGAUCCUUUGGAAAAGAGCUAGGGAUUGCAUUUUCCAGCGGAGAUUUGCAGAAACAGCUCAAGACAUUCGUCAUAAAGGCACUGAGAGAAUUUGGGUUUGGUAAAAGCGCUUCGAUGGAAAGUAUUGUCGAACUCGAGCUAGAAUGUAUGGACAAGCGACUUCGGUCCGCCUCAAAAGUGAAUGGUGGAAAGGUGCUGAUGGAACGAUUUUUCCAGCCCAGUUUGAUGAACGUUUUAUGGACAAUGAUGGCAGCGAAGCGAUAUGAUCACGAUGACCCCAAGCUCACUAAGCUUUUAGAAAUUAACUCUGGAUGGUUUCAAACUGGAAGUUUUGGGUCUGGAAUAAUAACAGCUUUUCCUUUCAUAAGGUUUUUGUUUCCUGAGUGGACUGGUUAUUCCUCUUUGAUGCAUGGAAAUCGAAAAAUUCAUCAAUUUGCCAGGGAUAUUAUGCAAGAACAUCGAAGUCGAGGAACGUAUAAAACAGAUCCGCAAAGUUUCGUAGAUGUGUUUUUGAGAGAAAUCGACAACCAGGAUGGAGAUUUGACGACAGCAUUCACAGAUGAGCAGUUUAUGAUCAUUUGCUACGACAUGUUUCAAGGUGGAUUUGAGACCUCUAGCAACACUCUGGCCUUUGCAAUUUUGUACAUGAUACUGAAUCCUGAAGUCCAAACGAAAGUUCAAGAGGAACUCGACUCUGUCUGCCCUUCAAAGAAAACACCUAUCCUUCUCUCACAAAGAACAAAAUUGACGUACACAUAUGCCACACUGAUGGAAGCCUUUCGAAUGAGUAAUAUAUUACCAAUUUCUGGCCCAAGAAAAGCAAUGACAGAUUAUACAUACGAUGGUUACGUUAUUCCGAAAGGAACGGCAAUAACUUUCAACACGUACAGUGUAAUGCGAAGCAAAGAAACUUGGGGAGACCCAGACAAAUUUCGACCAGAGAGGUUUUUGAACCCUGAUGGAGGACUUAAUUCGCUUGUGGACUUGAUUGGAAUUUCUUGGGGGCAUGGUCGACGGUCGUGUAUAGGUGAGAUCUUGGCAAGGACCACUGUUUUCAUGUAUUUCACAUACCUGCUGCAUAAUUUCUCCUUCCGGCGUGUCCAUGAUACGAAACUGCCAACAACGGAACCAAUUUAUGGCAUAAUCUUGUCUCCACAACCGUAUGAGUUAAUCGUUGAACAAAGAAGUUGAGAGCUGAAACAAUGUAUCAUUUUAUUGCCAAUUCCCGUGGAUCAGAAGUAACACAUGAUAUGGAUUUAAAAUAAACAUUUAGUUGUAUUUCUAAAAUA
Folsomia candida is the source of this 1707-nucleotide messenger RNA. RefSeq names its product methyl farnesoate epoxidase. Bases 110 to 1609 code for a protein of 499 amino acids. The record is from RefSeq and is a predicted model, not a curated record. Gene Ontology annotation, molecular function: oxidoreductase activity, acting on paired donors, with incorporation or reduction of molecular oxygen, reduced flavin or flavoprotein as one donor, and incorporation of one atom of oxygen; iron ion binding; heme binding. Lineage: Eukaryota; Metazoa; Arthropoda; Collembola; Entomobryomorpha; Isotomidae. Gene Ontology annotation, biological process: xenobiotic metabolic process. The transcript is spliced from 9 exons. Gene Ontology annotation, cellular component: cytoplasm; intracellular membrane-bounded organelle.